This is a messenger RNA of Zychaea mexicana, 297 nucleotides long. RefSeq lists its product as uncharacterized. Bases 1 to 297 code for a protein of 98 amino acids. The transcript has a single exon. The record is from RefSeq and is a predicted model, not a curated record. NCBI's taxonomy places the organism in Eukaryota, Fungi, Mucoromycota, Mucoromycetes, Mucorales, Lichtheimiaceae.
AUGCUUUCAGCCAUCGAUCCGAUUGAAAGGCACAAGAUGGGACGCCGCGUCGAUACUGUUUUUGCUUCUGGACCUAUCGAGCUUGGCUGCACCGAAAUUGGAGCAAAAAAUGACCAAACAAAAACAUUAACGGAUAGAUCCCUCAAAAUGCCACUUAUACUACGGGAUAUGUUGCUUGAUGUUACGUAUGCUCCGGCAUUACUCAAGCGUUCCCAUGUGGUCGCGUAUUGUAUAGGAUUUUUCCAAAUUAUUUGCAGCUUUGCGCCCGAUGAAAGCGAAAGUUUGCGUGCCAUUUGA